UUGGGAGUUUAAACUCCCCUCGGAGGAAUCGUCGCUGCAAUUUUGAAGGGGCAUUCGGAUGAAUUCGCCCUACGUAGUUUAUUUUUAUUCUUAUUAAGAACUCAUUAACAGGCACCAACGACAAAGCUCCAAAGAUAAAUGGGAGAGAGAGAAAAAAAAUCACAAGACACCAAAUACAGACUCAUAAUAUGUAACAAUAGAAUUAUCUUUUAUAUUUUUCACAAGUUUAAGAGACUUCAUUAAAAGAAUGAGUUCGUUACAGAAAACCUUAUAUAAAGGAGGAGAUUAAGAUAAUAGAUAUUUGUGAAUAAAAAAAUUUACCAUUCGCCCUGCGUAGUUCUUGAGCUAAUUAAAUUACAAAAAGCAUCACCUGGGAACGGAUUGGUCGUGACGUCGGAACGAACUUGUUACAAAUGGAUCCACUCAACUGAUUCCAACUUGAGCAGAGCACACCAUAUGCAGAAAUAAAAUAUGCAACAAAAAAAAGCGUUACAGGAAUUCGAAGGAAAACAACAACUGCAAUUGCUUCUAAACUCCAGGUUGCUGAUAUCUGCCGAGACUGUUGUUACAUGUGAUGGGUUUGUCCAGCGUCUCAGCUGUGACUCUGGUGUGAUCCGUGUGCAGUCAGCAACCUUUGGUCGCACAAAUAGCAACAUUUGCAGCGUAGGACGACCACAAGGACAGACAUCUAAUACUCUGUGUUCAGUGGAUGUUCGUGAAGUCUCUAAACGGUGUGAUGGACUGAGCAUGUGUGAGUUAAACACUCAAGGACUUGCAGAACAUGAUCCCUGUGAUGGCACCUAUAAGUACUACACUACCAACUACACUUGCAUCCAAGCAGAAACAAGUGUGACUUGUCAUGGUGGAUAUGCUUACUUGAGUUGUGAGAAUGGUAAAAUUCACAUAAAUACUGCAAACUAUGGACGUACAGAUAAAGUCACUUGCUCUGAAGGACGCCCAUCCAGUGAGCUCCAAAACUCCAGCUGCUAUUCUCCCAAUGCACUGGCUCCUGUGUCGAAAAGCUGUAAUGGCUUGGAAAGUUGUGAGUUGUUUGCGACACAAACAGUCUUUACUGAUCCCUGCGUUGGCACGUACAAGUACCUUGCAGUCUCUUAUUUUUGCCUCCCGUCUGUGCUCCGUACAAGUGUGAUCUGUGAACAUGCAAAUAAUACUCUGAAAUGUGAGCAAGGGGCUGUCAUCCACAUUCACACUGCUAACUAUGGCCGAACUGAUCGCAGCACAUGUUCUGUCAGACGACGUGUUUCUCAGACUACCAAAACCGACUGCUACUCCUCAAACUCCAUGGAAAUAGUUACUAAUGGGUGUGAAGGAAACAAUAGCUGUGUCCUAGUAGCCUCCAAUGGCGUCUUCUCAGAUCCAUGUUUUGGCACAUUCAAGUAUCUGUACGUCUCUUACAGCUGUGUAGCCAAGUAAUUCAACCUCUGAAAUUGUGGAUUUUGGCUUCUUCAAAUCGGAUUUUAAAGUUUCUUCCUUGCAAUAAACGCCUUGAAGACA
Molecule: messenger RNA, 1515 nt
Organism: Megalobrama amblycephala (Wuchang bream)
Lineage: Eukaryota; Metazoa; Chordata; Actinopteri; Cypriniformes; Xenocyprididae
Product: L-rhamnose-binding lectin SML-like
Exons: 13
Coding region: 472-1434 (320 amino acids)
Molecular function (GO): carbohydrate binding
Source: RefSeq, a predicted model, not a curated record